This is a messenger RNA of Trypanosoma theileri, 600 nucleotides long. RefSeq lists its product as uncharacterized. Gene Ontology annotation, molecular function: protein binding. The transcript has a single exon. Bases 1 to 600 code for a protein of 199 amino acids. Lineage: Eukaryota; Euglenozoa; Kinetoplastea; Trypanosomatida; Trypanosomatidae. The record is from RefSeq and is a predicted model, not a curated record.
AUGCAAGGAACGAGUUCUUCAUCUCAGAAUGCGCUCUACGAGCGAUGCCUUAAUGGGGCGAGGGCUGCCAAGGAUGAGGGGAACGCCGCCCUUAAAGAUGGAAAGCUGCGCGCAGCAGCGUUUAACUACAAAAAAGCAAAUUUAUAUCUGGCUGAGUAUAUUCAGGAUGAUAAUAAACUUGCAGGGGAAGGUCUUGUGAAUGCACUAUGCAAACAACGAGACUCAGCACGGCGUUCGCUUAGUCCAGAGCGCUUAGCUGAACUUAUGGAACUAUACGCCGCCGUUCAGAACAAUCUGGCUCUUGUGAAUCUUAGACUUGGUCGUUACCCAGAGGGAGUGCGCUCUGCGACAGUUGUUCUCUCAAUCCCUGAGCACGCUGCGAACACCAAGGCCCUGCUUCGGCGCGCCAGUUGCAACUUACACCUCGGAAACUUAGAGAAGGCGGAAAGUGACCUUGACGCGGUGGAGCGUCACUCUCAGAUGACAGGAGCGGGUCCCGUGGAUCCUGCAGUGGUCAAAUUGCGUGCUGAGAUAGCAGAAGCUAAAAAAGAAGCGGAGCGGAAGCAACGUGAUAUGUGUAAAAGGAUGUUUGUAUCGUAA